Molecule: messenger RNA, 4081 nt
Organism: Neofelis nebulosa (Clouded leopard)
Lineage: Eukaryota; Metazoa; Chordata; Mammalia; Carnivora; Felidae
Exons: 4
Coding region: 991-3018 (675 amino acids)
Cellular component (GO): nucleus
Molecular function (GO): nucleic acid binding; zinc ion binding
Source: RefSeq, a predicted model, not a curated record
GCUCCUGUAGCAGCAAGCCCUGAGGCAAGGCUUCAAAGUCCAGCAAGAACUUUCUGGCAGGCUGAGAAGUGGCUGGCAGAAUCUCCUGGGCUGUAUGGGCAGGGUCAACUCUGUCCCUUGUCCCCACAUUUGCCCCAUAUCCCACCGUGGGGGCAGGAAGUGUCCUGUGCUUUCCACCCUGGUCAGGAUGGGAGAAACUAGGGAACAGGCAGCUCCUUCCAGGCAAAGGGAGAAAGGGCCCUGCACCCACUGCUUUCCAGCGGCAACAGGAGUCCCUCCCUCCGCCCUCCCCUCCUGUCCCGCACAUCCCCACCCCUUCCCUCUGUCACUCGCUGGCUGGUUUCAUUUGCUCCUCAGACGGCGCGCUCUGCGGUGCCUCCGAAGGCAGAAAAUGCUCUUGGACCUACGGCUUUCCACGCGCUCCUGUGUGAUCCCAAAGCAUUUUGCUGGUGCCUCCCUAGCGCCCUGUUUGGCUCUCGCCUGUGAGCUCCUCUAAGAACUGACCGGUGCACGUGAUGAAUGAAUGACUCUGUCCCUCCCGCUGGCGGGACACCUUUCCUGAGGUCUCGCCUCCGUCGCUCCGGCUGCAGCGCCCGCAGCGGAGGAGGUCGAGCGUGCGCUGGGCGACAGCCGGGGCAGGUGAGCCCCGGGGCGCCGCCACCCGGCCCGCCACCCCGGCCCUCGCCGGCUGCUGGCGCCUCUUCGCCCCGGUUACCGCUAGUGGCUGCUGUCGCUCAGUGGAGCCCAAGGAGACCGCGGCCAGAGCGUCCACCGCUCAAGAUGGUGGCUCCCGAGUCUCCUCUCCCACCAGCAGAGCGGGAAUAACCGUUCCCAGCUAAGUUAGAUGGAUGGUCCCCAUUAGCCUGGCGCGCUGCUCCCCUCCUCCCCCCACAAUUUCCAUCGUCAAGGGAGGUGCUGCCGUGUGUGGGGGGAGCCUGGGGGACCAGAGCAUUUGGGUGGGGUCGGGGGUGCCCUGCCCCUUGAGCAGGAAUGGUACCCCCGGGGAAGAAACCAGCCGGAGAGGCCUCCAACUCCAACAAAAAAUGCAAGCGUUACUUUAAUGAGCACUGGAAAGAGGAGUUCCCCUGGCUGGACUUCGACUACGAGCGGAAGCUGAUGUUUUGUCUCGAGUGCCGCCAGGCCCUGGUGCGGAACAAGCACGGCAAAGCCGAGAACGCCUUCACCGUGGGCACCGACAACUUCCAGCGCCACGCCCUGCUGCGCCACGUGACCUCGGGGGCCCACCGCCAGGCUCUGGCUGUCAACCGGGGCCAGCCCACUUUUGAGGGCCCAGCUGAGGGAGGAGGGGCCUACCCAGACCUGGUCACCACCCCCACCUCCAGGGGCGUCAAGGUGGAGGUGGACCCGGCCAAAGUGGCGGUGCUGACCACGGUGUACUGCAUGGCCAAGGAGGACGUGCCCGAUGACCGCUGCUCUGCCCUGCUUGAGCUGCAGAGGUUCAACCUGUGCCAGGCGCUGCUGGGCACGGAGCAUGGCGAUUACUACAGCCCCAGGAGGGUGAGGGACAUGCAGGUGGCCAUUGCCAGUGUCUUGCACACAGAGGCCUGCCAGCGCCUGAAGGCAUCCCCAUAUGUGGGGCUGGUGUUGGAUGAGACCAGGGACUGGCCUGAGUCCCACAGUCUGGCCUUGUUUGCCACUUCGGUGUCCCCCUGUGAUGGCCAGCCUGCUACCACCUUCCUGGGCAGUGUGGAGCUACAGGAGGGUGAGGCCACCGCUGGUCAACUCCUGGACAUCCUGCAGGCCUUCGGCGUGUCUGCACCCAAGCUGGCCUGGCUCAGCUCGAGCCUCCCCAGUGACCGCCUUGGGCGUGUGGGCCCACAACUCCGGGCCGCCUGCCCGCUGCUCACCGAACUACACUGCCUCCCUGGCCGGACAGAUCCCGAGCCCCCUGCCUACCUAAGCGAAUAUGAAAGUGUGCUGGAUGCCCUAUUCCGCCUCCACGGUGGCCCCAGUUCUCACAUGGUCCCUGAGCUGCGGGCAGCACUGGACCUUGCAGCUAUUGACUUGGCAGGACCGCGGCCAGUGCCCUGGGCCUCCUUGCUGCCUAUCGUGGAAGCAGUGGCUGAGGCUUGGCCUUGCCUGGUGCCCACACUGGAGGCCUCUGCUCCAGCCUCCCCUACAGCCAGGGCACUGGCCCUCGCCCUACGCCAGUUCACCUUCGUGGCCUUCACCCACCUGCUGCUGGACACUCUGCCAUCCAUGCAGAAGCUCACCCUUGUCCUGCAGCCUGAAGAGCCGGACUUGGCCUUGUUGCAACCCCUGGUGAUGGCAGCCGCAGCCUCCCUCCAAGCCCUGCGCAGCUCGGGUGGGGCGCGCCUCCAGGGCUUCCUGCAGGAGCUGGCGUCCUCCAGCUCUGACUUGGGCGGUGGGCGCUGCACCUACCGCGGCGUGGAGCUGGUCGGCUACUCCGAGGCUGCGGUGCGGGGCUUGCAGCGGCUGCGGGGGGCCUUCCUAGACUCCAUGCGGCGGGGGCUGCGGGACUCCUACCCCGGGCCCUCGCUGGACGCCGUGGCCGCCUUCGCGGCGAUCUUCGACUCGCGCGGCUACCCGCAGGCACCCGAGGAGCUGGGCGCGCACGGCGAGGGGGCACUGCGGGUGCUGCUGCGCGCCUUCGCCCCCGCCGUGGUGCGCCAGAGGGCGCUGGGCGACUUCGCGCUCUUCAAGCGCGUGGUGUGCAGCCUCGGGCGGCUGGGCCCGCGGGCCUUGUGCGCCAAGCUGGCCUGCGCGCGCUCAGAGCUGCACGAGCUCUUCCCGGACUUCGCCGCCCUUGCCGCCCUGGCCUUGGCGCUGCCCGCGGGCGCCGGCCUCCUGGACAAGGUGGGCCGCAGCCGGGAGCUGCGGUGGUGGGGGCAGAGCGGGGCAGGGGAAGGCCGGGGCGGCCCGGCGGUGAAGAUCGCCGUGGAUGGGCCUCCGCUGCACGAGUUUGACUUUGCACUCGCCGUGGAGUUCUUGGAGAGUGGGUGGGCGGAGGGGCUCCUGGGGUCACAGCUCACGUGAGGGCGGCCCCCUUCCCUCCGCCCAGACAGCCUGGGGCCCUGAGCACUCUAGGGGCCAAGACAGACUCUAGGUGACCGUGCUGCACCCAAGCUGACCCCCUAACUGUGGCCUUCCAACCACCUGCCCCGUGCUUCCUCCGCUCCACGCUGAGUACUAACCCAGCCCCGUGGGCUGUGGAGGAAGGGCUGUGUGGAGGGGGUCCUGGGCAAGCCCACGGAGGUGCUGGGUUUGGGGACACCCUCAGUAUCACUCCUGCCCUUGCCAGAGUUUGGGGAGGAGUAGCUCACCAUUUUCCCUCUGGACCCAGCCCAGGUUUGGGCCAUAGAAAAGCUGAGGAGUCUUGGUUGGAGGGAGAAAGGAAGACUGGGUCUGAGGGAUUGAGGGAAAGAGGAAUGGGUCCUUGGCUGUUAGCUCCCCACCUGGCAGCAUCUCUUCUCUUCAGAUAGGACUAGACGGCAGAUGACUUCCUUGGUGUCGACACAGCACAGCACCCUCUCUGUGCACAAGCUACCAGUUCAAGGGAGGUGGGGGUGGUGCCCUACCUCCCCCACCCACCGGUAGGCUGCCUGUAUGUGGCUGUGUAUAUAGAUAUACACAUCUACAAAUGUAAAAUAAAUCUAUCCUAUCUUGCAUAUCGUUAACACACAAAAAAUCGAAAAGGACUUCUUCCGGCUUUGCAAUGACAGAGUCCAGAAAAGUUUCAACGGACUGCAUUUAUUUCUAAUGUUUUUCUUCCUCAAAGUCUGGUUGCUCCCCAAAGUUCUGAGCCUUCCCCCGCCCUUGCCUCAGACCUUUAAGACCAAAGACUGUAAAACCACAGGGCUGGAAGGGCCAACUCUGAGGACCAGCCUCGGGCCACACCCAGGAGCUGGAGGGCUUUUUGCCUCCUGGGAGAAGGAGUUGGGGCCUCACCAGAGCUGGGGGGGGGGGUGGAGGGGGAGGAGGACACAUCCCUUCAGAUUCCAAUGGGUUUCCCAUCCCCUCUGUCAGCCUUGCUGUGACUGUGUGGGCAUUAGUGAGAGGGGUUUGGGUUUAACUUGCAAUAAACUGGAAACCCAGUGCA